UGCAUGCAUGCAUGCGGCAUUUAUCGGUGAUGUUAUCAGCCAAAGAAGCUGAUUGCUGUUAAUGUCAAUUUUCCUUUUAUUGGUGCUGAUAUGAUCUGGACUGAUGUAUCUGUGUGCCAUUAGCAAGAGUCAGGACUGAACCCCUCAUAUCUCCAUGCCUCGAAUAAAAAAUAAACUAAGUCUGGAUCUGAAUGUUGCAUGUUAUGCCACUCACUGGUUAGGUGGUGGCAAAGGCCUGAAUCUUGUGCACUUGGGGAACUUAUGUUUGCAAUUGUGGGUAUACAAAAUCAGUAAUAGUCUUCUACAGAAUCUCCAGGCAGUGGGCAAGGUUAAACUUGCUUUCUUCCUGGAGGUUGACUUUGUUAAUAGAUCAACAGAUAAUGCAAAACAAAUUCCAACCCAAGACCUUCCACCCUGUUGGCUUGGCUGUUCACUCCAGAGGAAUUCCGAGACCUGAUUCCAACUCCUGUGCAUCUGGGGAGGACUCACUGGUGAAUGGUACUUCUGGAGAUGUAAAGGAUGCUGUAGUGAUCCUGGAAAAGACUCCCUUCCAGGAGGAGAACAUCUCUGAUCUGCUGAAGAAUCAUACCAAGUUACAGCUCCAGAUGUCCAAUGACAUCUACAGCACCUACCACCUGUACCCACCUCCACAGCUGAGUGAGAUAAAAACCACAGUGAUAUACCCUGCCACAGAGAAACACCUUCAGAAAUAUCUGCGCCAAGAAGUGCAUCUCAUCCGCGAGACUGGGGAGGAUUACAAGAACAUUACGCUGCCAUUUAUCCAGUCCCAGAGCUUCAGCAUCCAGUGGGUAUAUAAUAUUCUGGAGAAAAAGGCUGAGGCUGAUCGGAUAAUCCAUGAAAACCCUGAUCCUUGCAAUGGCUUUGUUCUCAUUCCAGAUUUUAAAUGGAAUCAAAAACAGCUAGAUGACCUGUAUUUGAUAGCCAUCAGCCACCGGCGGGAGAUAAAAUCACUGCGGGACCUCACCUCUGAGCAUCUGCCUUUGCUAAAGAACAUCUUGCAGGAAGGGAAGGAAGCCAUAUUGAAGCGCUUUGGGGUGGCUGGUACUCAGCUGAGGAUAUACCUGCAUUACCAGCCGUCCUACUAUCACCUGCAUGUGCAUUUCUCUGCUCUGAGCUACGACGCGCCUGGCAUCUCAGUGGAGAGAGCCCACCUCUUGACAGAUGUGAUUGACAAUCUGGAGCUUGAUCCCCAGUACUACCAAAAGCAGGCACUAACCUUUGCUCUCCGGGCAGAUGAACCCUUGCUGAAGAAAUUCCAAGAGGCAGGAAGAGCUUGAUUUCAGAGACUGAAUGUGGGCUGGUAAAAUCCCUUUUUAUAUGGAUAUGUCUGUCAUUGACUUGUGUGGGGGUUUUAGUUUUUGUCAUUGAUUUUUUUUUUUUUUUUAACUUGGGUUUUGUAAGAGUUGGGAUUGUAUUCCCACAACUUCUCCCUCCAUUUUUUAUCAAUAAAUAUUGGUUAUUAGACUUUU
Messenger RNA from Alligator sinensis (Chinese alligator), 1490 nucleotides. It is a transcript of the gene DCPS, whose product is annotated as decapping enzyme, scavenger. The transcript has 6 exons. The coding region runs from base 381 to 1298 and encodes 305 amino acids. Gene Ontology annotation, cellular component: nucleus; P-body. The record is from RefSeq and is a predicted model, not a curated record. NCBI's taxonomy places the organism in Eukaryota, Metazoa, Chordata, Crocodylia, Alligatoridae. Gene Ontology annotation, molecular function: hydrolase activity; RNA 7-methylguanosine cap binding. Gene Ontology annotation, biological process: deadenylation-dependent decapping of nuclear-transcribed mRNA.